AUGAAAGCCCUCCUGCGAUCGGAUGCUUGUUUGGCUUGUUCACCGUCGACACCGUUAUCCUCUCCGUCGUCGUCCUCGUCAACAUCGUCGUCAUGGAUUCAUUUGAGAUCGCUUCUAAUAAUUACCUCUUCAACCCCAGUUCGCGACCGGUUAGUCCUUCCCCUCCUCCCUUCCUAAAUUUUCCUCGUUAGGAACUCUGUUUGAUCAAUUUUGACGUUGCCAAGCUUCUGUGUCACUCUCCAGUUCUCAAAUUACAGAAGAAACUGGAAAUUCACCUCGUGGCAUUCCUUCAAUUUGUCAUCAAUUUUAAUUUUAAAGAUGGAUGCAAUUAAUUCUCGUAUUGCAUCCUAGGAGAACCACACCUGAAAAGGAACAACCGGAAAACAUAAACCCCACAUCAGAACUCCAUAUUCCCAAUGUGGGGCAAGUCCCACCAUACCUUGCUGAUGGGACGUGACAUUUAUCACAGAGAAUUAGGGGGGUAUUUCAUUGGGAUAUGUUCGUUUCUCUUGGUUAUAGGGCUUUUCGGAUACUAUUUACUGCUUUCACGCUCUGUCAUUCAUGUUUGGAUCAAUUAACUCUCGGAGGAUGAAAUUAUCGCGAUUUGGCCUUACAUCCCUCAAAGUUAGCUUUAUUUUGUAGGAUGCCAUGAAUUCCUGGUAUUAUAAGAUUUAUGUGAAUGCAUUUUUAAUGAAAACCUGAUAAUCUCACGUUCUAUACAGUAUUUUCCAUCCCCUUCUCUUUUGUUUAUGAGUCGAUGUAAAGCUUGGGUUGUGACCUUCUUGCUGACAUGCAGAGGUGGCCUCAGAUCACCAUGGACCCGGAUGAAAAGAAAGCAUCCUCUAUCUUUUCAGCAGUGGAUCAAUCUAUUUUCACCAGAUGGAAAACUUCAAGAUAAAGUGAAGCUUCUGAAAAGAGUUCGCAAUGGAGUGAGCACUUGUCACAUUUUCUUUAUCCCUCAAUUUGUUGUGGACUUAUUACUCACUCGUCUUGAUUUUGUUACCCAAUGAUUGUUCUGUAUUAAUUUGUAUUUUGCUUUCAACGGAUGUUCUUAUGCUAUCUACUUAUAUGAUCCAGGGCAUAGAGCCAGGAAUCAGGGCUGAAGUCUGGCCUUUUCUCCUUGGCGUGUAAGAUUUCUGACUUUUCAAGAACUUUUCCAUUGAGAUUCACCUUAUUUGUUUGAAUUUAAUGUACGUGAAUUUAACACCCUUCUUGCCAUUUUAUAAUACGGAUGUUUUUAGACCGGACAUCAUUUUUUUUCUCUGCUCUGCAUUUGACAGCUUUUUAACGAUCUAUUGGCGUAAAUUUUAAACCUCUUUCCUACAAAUGAUUCGAAUCGGUUGGGUCAGAUCAAAUGUCUGCUUGCAAUUUUCAAUGCUGACUAAAUGCAGCACCUUUCUAUCUGUUUAAUGCUGAUUAGGUUUUUUUCACUCAUCUGGGUUGCAUCUCAAACCUUCGAAGUUGAAGGGGCUUCCCUACCAUAAUAAAGUAUCAAUUUUCUUGCAUAACUAUCAGCAUUAGAUGGGAAUAUUUUUUGAUGAAGAUGUUGCAUAUAUAUGAUUUAACUUUAGGUUUGCACUUUAAAAUCUUAUGCAACGAAUGUCUACACGUUUUUAGUUACUCAAUGAGCGUUUUGGGUGAAAGUUUCCCUGACGUGAUAAAUCUAUUUGGUAUCUGAAUUCUUAUGAUACCUGUUACCGAUUACUACCUUGUCUUCUGUUGUUAACCUUUGUCUGAAAUGUUGCAAUUUUCGUAACACCUCAGCUAGGGGCAGACUUUUCUUUCCUGAGAUAAUUCUCGUAGAAUUUGUGUUUAAUUGUUAUAGUACAAUGCAUGUGAUGUCUCUUUGUUUUGAACAUGAAACACAAUGGCCCGAAGGGUGUGUUAGUGGCAUUAGACUCAAUAUAUUCUCAUUUACAUAGAAACUGUUCAUCGCUAUGAGAAGGUUCGAUCAAGUGUAAGAUACUUUGGCUUAUGUCAUCCUUGGAUUCCCAGAAUAUUUCCCAUUCAAUCGCACACGACUUGCCAUCUGCAACAAAGAGUUGUUGGUCAUUGCUUAAAACUUUAUUCAUUACGGUGUAUAAUCUGUGUUCUGUCCACAUUCCUGCAAUGUCUGAAGGCGGAAAUCCUUUUCAGGCUCUCUCCCAUUGUCUUGCUAUUAGUUGUACAGCAAUUUGGUGCUCUUUCCAUGGCUGUUACCCAACGUAGUAGCCUCUUGAGUCCUUCCACGCUCGUAGAUUCAUGUGCAUGCAUCUGGAGAUCCACCUCCUAGAGCAGCUGCAGCGAGCCUGAACUCUCAUAGCAUGCGCUAUCGUACUCGUUCACCAUAGUUAAUCCGUCUGGUUUGCUGAUAUUCUUUAGGCCCGUAUUCCAGAAUACUCGGCUCCUCAUUUUUCAUGGGCAAUCUUGUUUAAUGACCUGCAAAGUUCUUCAUGUUGUUUAUAAGUUCAUGAUGUGAUCUUAUCGAAAAAAAAUCUGCAGGUACGACUUGAGCAGUACAGAGGCUGAAAGAAACGAGUCUAGAGCUCGGAGAAGGUAGUCAGAGAACCCCCUCCACCCUCGAUUUCUUCUCCUCGCAUGAUUGAUCGAUCGAAUAAUGUCUUCUCAUCGAUGUUUUUUUUUAUUGAAAAAAUUCAAGGGAAGAGUACGAGAAACUGAGGGAGCGGUGCCUGCGACUCCUGAGGGGUGGGAGUGACGAUGGUCACCAGGAACUGAAGAAAACCGCCGGCGGGAGUCACGCCCGGUAUCCGAGCUCUGAGGAGGCGACUCCGGUCACGCCAGCCUGCGCCGUCGAGGACUACGCCAAAUGGCAGCGUAUUAUCCGUCUAGACGCGUUGCGCGCGGAGUGGGUUCCAUCUUCUGGUAAAGGCCACCACACGGCGGAGGCGGCGCGAGGGGCGGCGGAGGCGGUGGGGUUGAAGGACUACGAGGACCUGGAGCCCUGCAGGGUCCACCACGCCGCCCGCCUGGUCGCCGUGCUGGAGGCGUACGCGAUAUACGACCCGGAGAUCGGCUACUGUCAGGGGAUGGGGGACCUGCUGUCCCCGAUCGCCGCCGUGGUGGAGGAUGACAGCGAGGCAUUCUGGUGCUUCGCCGGCUUCAUGAGGCGGGCCAGGCACAACUUCCGGCUCGACGAGGCGGGCAUCCGGCGGCAGCUCGGCGUGGUGGCGCGGAUCAUCCGGCACAGGGACGCCGCGCUGUUCCGGCACCUGGAGCGGCACCGCGCGGCGGACUGCGCCUUCGCGUACCGCAUGGUGGUGGUGCUCCUUCGUCGGGAGCUAUCCUUCGAGCAGACGCUGUGCCUGUGGGAGGUCCUGUGGGCGGACCAGGCGGCGGUGCACGCUGGUGUGCGGCAGCGGCGGGCGUCUCCCCCCACAGAGGACCUCCUGCUGUACGCUAUCGCCGCCUGCGUGCUGCAGCGGCGGAAGCUCAUCAUCGAGGAGGACGGCGGCGCGGAGGAGAUUCUGCGGGAGUGCAACGCUCUCGCGGGGCGGCUCGACGUCUGGAGGCUCCUGGACGAGGCCCACGACCUCGUCCUCUCCCUCCACGGCAAGAUCUGA
Molecule: messenger RNA, 3560 nt
Organism: Spirodela intermedia
Lineage: Eukaryota; Viridiplantae; Streptophyta; Magnoliopsida; Alismatales; Araceae
Source: the annotation of a GenBank genome assembly